Cuscuta campestris is the source of this 2618-nucleotide messenger RNA. The record is from the annotation of a GenBank genome assembly. NCBI's taxonomy places the organism in Eukaryota, Viridiplantae, Streptophyta, Magnoliopsida, Solanales, Convolvulaceae.
CAAGUGGGGAGAAUUUGAGGAGGUGGUGGAGGGAGAUUUGUCCGUCGUCUUGUCGGAGUCCAUGNCCUUGAAGCACGGCAUCAAGUUGAAACCAUUCGUCGUCGUCGGCGGAAGAAGGGAUCUUAGAGCCGGAGAGAAACCCGUGGAGAUUAAACCGUCGAACAAGGAGCAAGAAAAGACGGCUCCAUUUUUUGUAAUUAGGUUGAGAAAAACUCAACUUCAGCCGCGCACGACCUCCUCUCCCUUCUGCGUUCUCCUUCAUACAAGGAAGAUCAGAUCGAUUCUUCAUCGAUCGGACACACAAAUUGCAAAUUGGAGUGGCGACCCAGCCUCUUCCUUCGCGGCCGACCAGCCACCACCACCGCCGCACCCACCCUCAGGGUAUUUGGUGAUUAUGGAUUUACAAACAUGUAUUGUUACACAUGUUGAGAAUGAUCAACCACAUGAUUUUGGUGGUGAAGAAGAAGACCUGGUUUUAUAUGAGUUGCAGCCCAGUUUGCCGGCUCAGUACCUGUUCGGAGGGGUGAGGCUGCCGGCGCUGAAGCUAAAGGGGUGGGCCUGCCGGCGCUGGAGCUGGAGGGGUGGGCUGGCGAGGGGUAGGGUUGCCGGCGCUGCUAUGCUCUCGAUGGAGAAGAAGGAGGUGCAAUUGGAGUUGUUCGAAAUCUGUUGCUUGUGGAGGUUGAAGUUGGAGAAGGGAGAUUUGGGAAUUUUGGGGAAGAAGGCGGGUUGGGAAUUUUGGAGAAGAAGGCGGGUUGGGAAUUUUGGGGAAGAAGCCCCACUAGCCCGGAGUUCCAUUUUUGGGGGUUCAUCAAUGGCGAUGGUACAUUCUAUCUGCAAAUCAUUCCUAAAGUUUCCGACCACCGCCGGCUAUGUGGCGAUUACAUCGUUGUCAUCUUCCCUCGUUCGGCGCCGCCGCCGCGGCUCCUCCGUCCUUUCCGUCGAUAAGGCAACGCAGGCGAGGAGCUGGCCGGGAAUUAGGGAACGAGUCCAACGAAUUAUGUCGGCGGAUCUCAGUACCGCCUCCGGCGGCGAUAAGGAUCUAGGCGGCCGGGAAUACUUGAUGUUGUCGGAGGAGCAGCUGCUGCGGCAGUGCGAGAUGGAUACGUUCAAAUCGUCCGGUCCCGGCGGACAACACCGCAACAAGAGAGAGUCUGCUGUGCGGCUAAAGCACCGUCCCACCGGUAUUGUUGCACAAGUACAUAAUUCCCUUAAUCGUGGACUUUAUUAUGUCUGUCAUUUCUGAAGAUGAAAUUCUUCAUAUGAUUAUAUGAUGCCAAAAUAUUUUAAGCUCCAAAGAGUAAUCCGAUUUUCAUAAAAAGAAAAAAAAGAUCUGAGGAUUGGUUUUCUCCAACUAGUUAUCAUCUUUCUCCAGAUUUGUGAGUACUGCUAGAAGAAUUACUUAGGGUGACGUGUCAAAGGAACCAACUCAGUCAAAAAGCCGAAGCUUGUGUUUGUAGGAUCUAUGGAGGCUUUAUACUCUCACACGCCCUUCCACGUGAACAUUAGUUUUUGUUAAACUGGUAGCGGCUGCUGAAGAUCGGUCACAACACAUGAAUCGUGCCUCGGCAGUUAAACGGUUGCGAGCUCAACUUGCUCUUAAAGUGAGGAACAACAUAGAUCUUGAUGCUUAUGCACCUCCAGAAGAGCUACUGCAGAUACUCCCUGCCAAGUCAUCAAUCAAGGGAUCCCAUUCUGGAUCUACGAUUGGACCAAACAAUCCAAAAUUUAUUCCGGUCCCGUUUAACCCCUCCCUCACAUCAUUUGACUGUUUAUAUUCUUCUUUUCCCAAAUUUGUCUGGACUACUUUUUACUUUCUUAAACCUGCAGGGAAUGCAAGCACUACUUGAUCUAGUUUUUGCUGUUGAGGGAUCUAUUUCCGAAGCAGCCAAGAAGUUAGGGUUAAGCACCGGGGCUUUAUCAAGGCUAAUACUAUCAGAUGAUUCUCUCAGAAUGGCUGUCAAUGAGUUCAGAGCGUCUAAGGGUAUGAAACCACUCAAAUAGGAUGGCUGUCUAAAAUGGUGCCUCACAGCCAUCUAUAUGCAGAAAUGGGAAUAACGAUGACUUUAUUUUUGCCUAACAUUCUGUAAUAUUUGUUAAGGAGUUUUUAUCAUGGUAAUACCAUCACCACAAUGUGUCCCAUCCACCCUGCCUUGGUUGAUGGACAAGAAUCCGUAUAUUACGUAGCUGAGGAAAGAUGAAAACUAGCAUUGUAACAAAAAGUCGUCUGCGUGCCACACUGCCACUAUAUGAUGAAUCAAGAAGCCUCAGUCACACCACAUGUGACACCGCCAGUGUGUCAAAGACAAUGAUUUCUUGCGGACAAUGAUUGUCUGUGCGUGAAUGUCUCUAGUGGUGUCAAAUUUUGUGUCAUUUCUAGUUUUAAGAGCAUUACUCUUGUAGCAUUGCAUUUCCCCCACUUGAGCUACACACAAGGCAGUUAGGUGUUUCAUCCCAUUGCUAUUUCUACCCGAAGUUCUAAUAUGUUCUUGCCAUAUGGCCGAUUUUGAAGUGCAUAGUUAAUUUAUGAUUCUCUUACAUUAGAUAAAUGUUUUUACUCUAGGGUAUGAGUCUAUGGCACCAACUCACAAAUUUUACCACAAUAAUAUACUUCUCAUUUU